AUGCAACCCCUGGCAUACUUCGCUGUGAGGAGUUUGCUUGGAUGGCUGCAAUGGGUGGAGAAAGCAGAGCACGCCUUCAUUAGCAACCCUUUACUGCUUGUAGCAGCUGGAGCUGCGCAUUGUUGGGCAGUUGUUUACGCGCUGUUCAUUGCCAUUCACACCCGGGCCAUGCGAUUCGAGGGAUAUCAUGAAGGUUACACCGAACACUUGCCAUUCUGGGUAUCUUGGACAGAAAAUUUGGCAGUUGCCUCGAUGGGCAUUUGGUGGGCAGCUGGAUUCUCCACAGCUGCAAUUCGAAUCAUAGACGAUGAUGCUAGAGGUUUGCCCAUGGAUGGUGGGGAUGUGCAAGUCAACAAGUUCAUUCGCAUCCUCCGAUCAGAAAGGUUGCACGAUGGACUGGCUUUGGCACACACACUCAGUUGUAUUGGGCUCUUUAUCAGCAUCAUUCUCCUGUGCAUUGCCAUGGGCCUGAUGAAGGGCUCAGUCACGGCGUGUGAGCUAUGCCUAUGCUUUGUGGCUCUUGGGUUUGCUGCCCCACAUGCUCUUGUUGCAGCUCGUCGCCUGGACUUUUCCCCUCCAAAGAAGACAGAGGAUGCACCAGUUGCUUCAGCAGCAGCAGAAGCGGCAGCUCAAGAGGCCGUGUUGAGCUGUGCCAUGCUGCUGCGUCCGUUGGACCUCAGCUUUGUGUCAUCUUGGCACUUGCUGAUUCGCCUGGCCAUGCGUGCCCUUGAAGUCUUGGCAGUUGCGUUUUUGGCAGUGACCAGGUCCAGGCUCAUUCUUGCCAUGGGUGAGUACCAGGAGCCAUUGCUUUCCCGGGUGGAGCCCUGCACUGAGAAGGCGAAGAGGUCGGCAGAGGUGCAGACACCGCUUCAAGCGGUUGUGUCUUACUUGGAUGCAGCUUUCACUGUGACGGAAAGAGGUAGCAGCGUCAGCCAAGAGAUCCGGGCAGGUUUGGUGACUUGGGUCACCAUGAGCUAUAUAGUUGUUGUCAAUCCCAUCAUUCUCAGUGCGAGAUUUGCGGACGGCAGCUCUCCUAUCUCCUUCCAUGCUGCCUGCAGAGCCACUUGCUUGUCAGCAGCAUUUGCGUCUGGCUUCGUAGGACUGGCAGCAAACCUGCCUUUCGGAUUGGCAGCAGGUAUGGGGCUGAACUCGUACUUGCGCUAUGGCAUCAUCGACAGACUUGGUUUAGGGCCCGAGGGGGCCCUGGCAGCUUGCUUUGUCCAGGCUGUCCUUUUUGCUUUUCUGGCUGCCAGCGGUGCAGUCGACAAAGUUCAGGGUGCCUUGCCUUCAGCUUUGAAAUCGUCCAUCACAGUGGCCAUCGGAGUCUUUCAGGCUUUUGUGGGGCUGCAACUCAUGGGUUUGAUUGUGAAGAGCGACACUACCUUGGUUGCUCUCGGUGAUUUGUCACAGCCGAAUCUGUGGCUGGCUUUCACAGCGACAUUGCUGGUCGCGGGCCUUUUGAUCAGGAAGGUGACAGGAGCAUUGCUUCUAGGAAUUUGCUUCACCGCUGCAGCAUCAUACCUUCUUGGCCUGCCAAAUCCUAACCAGGAUCCGUCCGCUGGUCUGUCAGCCGGCACUGGCCUGUCUGCCAAGCUCUUUGACUUGGAUUUCACUCCCAUGCUGGAAAAGCCACAGGAGUUCGGAACAGCAGUUCUAUGCCUUCUUUUCAUUGUUGUAUUUGACACUGCAGGGGUCCAGCAUGGCAUUGGCCAACAAGCUGGGCUGCUUGACAGACGAGGUUUUUUGCCAGGAGCAAAGUAUGGAUACCUCGGAAGCGCUUUUGGCAGUGGCUUGGGAGCCGUGAUGGGCACAAGUCCGGUGAUCAUUCACAACGAAUCUGCGGCUGGAGUUCAAGAAGGUGGUCGAACAGGGCUUUGUGCCAUGACUACUGCCGUGCUUUUUCUCCUCUCGCCUGUGCUUGUGCCGGUGAUUGAGCUCAUCCCACCCGAGGCCACAGCGCCUUGCUUGGUGCUUGUUGGAAGCAUGAUGAUGGGACCUGUCAAGGAUAUUGACUUUGGAGAUUUGCGUAUCGCGCUCCCGGCAUUCCUCACGAUUUGCAUUACCCCUCUUGCAUACUCCAUCUCCUUCGGCAUUUUCGUGGGCAUUGCAUCGUACUACGUGCUGGGUUGUGUCCUUUGGCUGGCAGAGGUGGCAUCUGUGGGUGGAAAGACCGUACAGCCAAGUUUUCUGGCGAUCUCUGGAGAUGACGACGAGCUGAUUCCAGAGGUACCUUGA
Molecule: messenger RNA, 2235 nt
Organism: Cladocopium goreaui
Lineage: Eukaryota; Dinophyceae; Suessiales; Symbiodiniaceae
Source: the annotation of a GenBank genome assembly